AUGGAGUUAAGAGUGGGCAACAAAUAUAGACUGGGUCGAAAAAUAGGAUCGGGUUCCUUUGGAGACAUUUAUUUAGGAACUAAUAUUUCAACAGGAGAAGAAGUAGCAAUCAAACUAGAAUGUAUAAAAACGAGACAUCCACAGCUUCACAUAGAAUCCAAAUUUUACAAAAUGAUGCAGGGCGGUGUGGGCAUCCCCCAGAUAAAAUGGUGCGGUUCGGAAGGUGACUACAACGUCAUGGUGAUGGAACUACUAGGUCCAUCUCUGGAAGAUCUCUUUAAUUUUUGUUCGCGUCGUUUUUCGCUAAAGACGGUUCUGUUGUUGGCCGACCAAUUGAUCUCGCGCACGGAUUUCAUUCAUUCGCGGAAUUUCAUCCACAGGGACAUCAAACCGGACAAUUUCCUCAUGGGUCUGGGCAAAAAGGGCAAUCUAGUGUACAUAAUCGAUUUCGGGCUGGCGAAAAAGUAUAGGGACGGACGGACCCAUCAGCACAUACCUUAUAAGGAAAAUAAAAAUUUAACUGGUACGGCGAGGUACGCAAGUAUAAAUACGCAUUUAGGCAUCGAACAAUCUAGGAGAGAUGAUCUGGAAUCGUUAGGUUAUGUUUUAAUGUACUUUAAUAGGGGCUCGUUACCUUGGCAGGGUUUAAAGGCCGCUAAUAAAAGACAGAAAUACGAACGUAUUUCGGAAAAGAAAAUGUCCACUCCAAUAGAAGAGCUCUGUAAGGGCUACCCUAUAGAAUUUCCUACUUACCUAAAUUAUUGUCGACAAUUGAGGUUCGAAGAAAGGCCGGACUACAGUUAUUUAAGACAAUUAUUUAGGACUUUAUUUCAUAGACAAGGAUUCACAUAUGAUUAUGUGUUUGAUUGGAAUAUGCUCAAAUUCGGUGGUUCGAGAGGUAGCCAUUGCGAAGAAAACGGCGGCAGAUCGAGCGCUAGAUAUGGAAGCCAUGCCGCCGCAAUUCCUGCCGAUUCAUCGCCCGCCGCUCCUCAGUCCAGGACGCGAAGGCCGCACGAUGCUCGCAUGGAAAUGGUGUCUUCGGGCGGUAACGCUCCUACCCAAAAUGUCCUAGAUGAAGUCAUCACUAGUAACUCGCCUAGAAUGUAUGAUAGUCAUGAAAGAAGAGUUUCUAUGAGACUUCGAGCCAGUCAAGGAGCCCCGAACGCUUCCACGUCAGACUUAAGCACCUCUAAACAAGCCAACGCCUCCGGAGUGGCAAUGGUACCUCCAAGCGGACAGACGGGGGCCCAGGGCCCGCUACCUAGGCGGGGCAGCGCUUCCAAAGACGCACCGGCAGCGCCCCGGCUCAAAAAGGUUAAUUUGAAAAUGGCGAUAAGAAGUAAAGUGGAUAAACUGAACGACUAA
Psylliodes chrysocephalus is the source of this 1365-nucleotide messenger RNA. NCBI's taxonomy places the organism in Eukaryota, Metazoa, Arthropoda, Insecta, Coleoptera, Chrysomelidae. The record is from the annotation of a GenBank genome assembly.